AAUGGCAAUGCUUGUCAAAAUAUUAAAAACAUGAUAUAAAAUUUUAAUAUAAAAAUAAUAAAAAAAAUGUCCAUUAAACAUCUUUUGCGUUCCUUUUUGGGUACAUAUACCACUGGGUCACUUCUCAGACAUAAAUAUAAAACAAAUUCACAAUUUCGGGAGGGCUUCCGAUGGGUCGCCAGAUCACCCUACAGUUGUGGUGAAAAAUGUGGAAUGAAAGUAACUAUAUGCGGUGCGGCUGGAUGUACAGGUCAACCGUUAGCCUUACUUUUAAAGCAAUGUCCGUUACUGGAUGAAAUAGCUCUUUAUGAUAUCUGUGCAACUUGUGGCUAUGGUAUGGAACUUAGUCAUGUGGACACCAAAUGCAAGGUCUCUUCAUUCUCUGGUCGACACAUGCUCUGUGAUGCUUUAAAGGGCGCAAGAGUUGUUGUAAUAGUGGCAAGAAAUGAAAUGGACACAUUUGAAAAAAAUUCACCAGAAAUAACUGAAAUUGCCCUUCAAAUUUGUAAUACGUGUCCUGAGACAUUCACAAUAGUAGCAACAGAACCAAUUGAAAGCUUGGUGCCACUAGUGGGUGAGAUACAAAGAGUUCGCGGCGUCUAUAGCGCAAAGCGGUUGAUGGGCUGCGUUGAACUGAACUGCGUGCGAGCUAACACAGUGCUAGCUGACUUCUUAAGAGUUCCACCCGAGUCAGUGAGGGUGCCCGUCAUUGGAGGUGCCACUGCCACAACGAUGGUUCCUGUGCUGUCGGCGGCCGUGCAUCCUUGCAUGAUGAGUCAAGAACAGGUUGAAUGCAUUACGUCAUGUAUAAUGAGCGGCAAUGAAUUGGUGUGCACUGCAAAGGGAUGUCAAGCAGCGACCCCGUGUUUGGCCGGCGCGUUCUCCAUCGCGAGAACAGCCAUCAAUGUGGUGAAAGGACUCCAAGGCCACAAGAAUGUGAUACAGUGUGGCUACGUCGACAACCUUAGCAUAUGCGCACCCAACUGUCAGUUCUUCUCUAGUGAGGUUUUGUUGGGGCCCUCCGGUAUAGAAAAGAUUCUUGGGAUUCCGGAGUUGUCAAAGUUUGAAAACUGUUUGUUGCUCAACUGCCUACCACACGUACGCAAUGAGAUCGCAAGAGCUAUCUGGCUGGUGUACUCAAUGUGUCAGCAAUGCUGUUGCCCCACCUGUCACACCCACCCCGGGACCUGCUACUCUCCGCCCGUGGUGCCGUGCGCGCCUCCCAUCAACUGGACCUGCGACUGUCCUGACAGUUGCUGUGAUGAAUAUCUUGCAUCAAUUUGUCGUCAAAUGACGUGCCAAUGUGGGAGUACUGAGCUAUGUUGGCGUCCACGACCAUCCGACUAUAACGCCGCGCGCGCUUCCAACCUGACCAAUCAGAUGCGCCUGAAGUGUGCUUCAUGUGACGACCGGAGGAUACCAGGCAGCGUGCGCAUUGAACAGAUGAUGAGGAACAGGGCUAAAGACCCCUGCGCGUGAUAAUAAUUAAUUAUAUCACCCUUAUUCUGGAGAUAUAUUUGUGCAAAUUUCUAUGCAUUGUUUUUGGUAUCACUUUGUACUGGAUAUUAAAUAAAUCACUGUCUGGUUAUAAA
Molecule: messenger RNA, 1592 nt
Organism: Leptidea sinapis
Lineage: Eukaryota; Metazoa; Arthropoda; Insecta; Lepidoptera; Pieridae
Product: malate dehydrogenase, mitochondrial-like
Exons: 8
Coding region: 67-1479 (470 amino acids)
Biological process (GO): tricarboxylic acid cycle
Cellular component (GO): cytoplasm; mitochondrion
Molecular function (GO): L-malate dehydrogenase (NAD+) activity
Source: RefSeq, a predicted model, not a curated record